This is a messenger RNA of Racocetra persica, 134 nucleotides long. The record is from the annotation of a GenBank genome assembly. NCBI's taxonomy places the organism in Eukaryota, Fungi, Glomeromycota, Glomeromycetes, Diversisporales, Gigasporaceae.
AAAAUGAAUAUCCUAUUAAACAAAGAGCAUAUCGAGCAUCCCCUAUAGAACAAAACUAUAUAAAAGAAGAAAUUGCUAAAAUGAAAAAAGAAGAAAUAAUUCAUAAAUCAAAAAGCCCUUGGAGCUCUCUAGUA